GUCUGCUAGCGCGCCUGUAAUUUCAAAACAACGUACACGUGCUAGGUGUUGUGAAGGCUCCUUUCGAUAAUUUCUUGUGUCCUCGUACUGUACAUUCCUCAAUAGUACAUUCAGUGUAUCGAUAUUUAUGAUCACUCGUGUUGUGCUGCGAAGGAGUGUUACGUUAAUUACAAGAAAAGCUCGGCAAAUGUCUCAAAGCGUCCAAACAAAUGGCAGCGCAGCUGAGGAAUCAAACGCCGCAGAACCGAGUAAUUUUCAGUUCAGCAGUAAUUUGUCCUUAGAAACGAUACGCCAGAUGCAAGCAGAUUUCGCAAAAGAGAGAAACUGGGACCAGUACCACUCACCAAGGAACAUUCUUCUUGCUAUGGUCGCAGAAGUAGGAGAAGUUUCCGAAUGCUUCCAGUGGAAAGGUGAAGUAAAAGAAGGCCUGCCAGACUGGACAUCUGAGGAAAAGACGCACUUGGGUGAAGAACUGAGCGACGUCUUGGUCUACCUCAUUCGUCUCGCUGACCGCUGUCAAGUGGACCUGCCAACUGCGGUGCUUCGCAAAGUGGAGCUCAACAGACAGAAGUACCCAGCAUCAAAAGUGUAUGGCAAGAGCGACAAAUACACUGCCUACAGUGAAGGGGACAGUUAAAUUUUGUUACUUUGUGUUUGCUUAUUGGCUGAUCAUCGCUGCUACUAAAUGAUCUUGCCCUUUAGCUGUAUGUCAACAAGGAAGCAAAGCUAAAAAAAAUGUCUUCUUGAUGUACAAGAAGUCAUUUUUGUUCUAGUUGGUAACGUGCGCCUUAUUGAGUUGACCUUUAUGUUCAGUGAGAACGUUGCAGUUCUGCUAAAUUCUUACUGCUGGCAGAACUUGAAGUCGUUAGGUAGGAAGCAUCCCUAUUCACAUGAAAUGGUUUUGCUUGAGGUUAUAUAGUCAAUAAAUAAACUUUGCACAUACCUUUGAGACAUGAGUGGCAGCUCAAACUGACACAGAUGAUCGUUGCCAUGCUGUGUGCGAUCCCUCUUUGUUGCUUUUUUUUUUGCGCAUGCAGCAAUGUGAUAAGAUGGAGAGGGGCAACAUGCAAAAUGACCUCUGAUAGUGCUCAUGGCUGCUAGUUUUGGAGAACAAGCUGCACAUGACCACUCUUCUAUUUAUGCCACACAGUGGCAAUUGCAACUAAGUUUGACCACAGGGUAUCAAUGGUCAGGGACCCUGCUGUCCGUGACCUCUCGAUUUUCUGCCAUGUGAGAUGGAAUUUGCCUGGAAGGUGCAGCAGGCAAUGGAAAGGUGUUUCCAUGUUGUGGGUUGAUCUUGAAAACUGGCAUAAAUUUAGCAGCCUUGGCUAGAACUGUCACAUUGAGCAUUUGUAAUGGUGCAUUGCAUAGCUACUUUUGUUUUGUAAAGGAGAAAUUAUUUGCAUAUCAA
Molecule: messenger RNA, 1411 nt
Organism: Dermacentor albipictus
Lineage: Eukaryota; Metazoa; Arthropoda; Arachnida; Ixodida; Ixodidae
Product: dCTP pyrophosphatase 1-like
Biological process (GO): dCTP catabolic process; DNA protection
Cellular component (GO): cytosol
Molecular function (GO): dCTP diphosphatase activity
Source: RefSeq, a predicted model, not a curated record